CUGACUCUAGUGCCAUACUUUGAUAGUUCAACUACACAGAAAUGUUGGAAAAAGGUUGCAGAGCGAGUGCCCAGCAAAAAUCCGUACUGUGCCGACCAACAAAUUGUUGGGAUACCACACCCCCACCGUACCCCCCUAUGCCGACGCCUCUGGGAAGAGGGGGCAAACUGCUACAGAGAAUCAACAUCUAGCAUCUAAGGGGCCACUUAAAGUAAUGAGUUCCACUUUAAAAAUGGAAUUAAUUCAACUUAAAAAGAGUAUGGCUUAAAAUAGUAAAUCGAUUUAAGCCAAUACAUGAAAGUGACAUGAAGAAAUAAUUCUGAAAUGUAUUUGAAAAAGCUAAACUAAAGGGUGUGGUAUUUAUAUAAAUCAGAGAUUGAUAUGAUCAUAUGUUUUGUUUUUCUUGCGCUUUGCUGCAUCAAAAGUCCAGGAAAUCGAUUGAUAUACACUUAGGAUCAGGGGUGUAGUGCUAGGGGCUGAGCCCCCCUUGUUAAUGCCAAAAGCUUGGCAAAUUUAUAUUUUUCUAUUGUUUUUUUGCAACUUUUUGUGCAAGAGCCCCCCUUGUUAUUUUGAUAGCACUACACCGCCGCUUAGGAUUCAAGAUGUUGGUAGGACCCUGGUCAGAAUGUAACAGGAUCCUCUUUAAGAUUCUACAGGAUCCUAUCGUUAUAUUCAAGAUCCUGGCAGGAUCCAUGUCACAAUCAAAUAGGAUCUUGGAAUCGUUAUGUGUAAGAUCCUAAUCUAGUUCUUGUAAGAUCCUGCAAUGUCACUAUGGAUCCUAGCAAGAUCCUAUUCAAGAUCCUGUUUUAUAAUUCUGUAAGAUUUUUGGUAGGAUCCUGUGUAAGAUCUUCAGUUGUUUAUCUCCUACAGGAUCCUUAUGUAAGAUCUUGUAUAGGAUCCUAUAUAUUUAGGAUUCAAGAAGCUGGAAGGAUCCUGGUCAGAAUGUAACAGGAUCCUGUUUGACUUUGUACAGGAUCCUAUCUUUAUAUUCAAGAUCCUGACAGGAUCCAUGUCACAAUCCAAUAGGAUCUUGGAAUUGUUAUGUGUAAGAUCCUAAUCUAGUUCUUGUAAGAUCCUACAAUUUCAUUCUGGAUCCUAGCAAGAUCCCAUUCAAGAUCCUAUUUUAAAAUCUUGUAAGAUGUUUGGCAGGAUCCUGUGUAAGAUCUUAAGUUGUGUUUGUCUUACAGGAUCCUUAUGUAGGAUCUUGCAUCAGAUCCUAUGCACACAGGAUCUUGCAGGAUUUUUGGUAGGAUCUUGUCCAGAAUCCUAAAAAGCUAGGAUCCUGUAGGAUCCUGCAAGAUUUUUCACCAGGCCAAGAAUGUUAUCUAGCUAAGAUCUACCACUACCAGCAUUACCUACUUCCCAAGGUUGCUAAAUUGUCAAGAUUUUAUAACACUUUCAAUAUUAAAACCAUACCUUCCUGCGAAAGCAGUUCUUUUUCUUGCUAUAUCCAGUCUGUUCCAAGGGAUAAAAUGUUGUGCUGCAAAGUCCCUCGGAAGGCCAAGAGCCGUAGAUACAGAGAUAGGUGCUUGCUUCCCCAAUGCCCUGAUAUUCUGAAGGCUCUCUGUAUCAUUGGAGACAAUUAGUGACUCAACUAGCUUUAAAAUAUCCAUGUUGUAUCCGAAUCGUAGCUAAUUCCUCAGACACAAAUACGAUAUCCUCUGCCAAGCAUUUGCUGUACUGAGAUACAGAAAUGCUGGGCAGGAAGGUAUCGUCUUGGCUUGGCUGCAAAUGAUUGGGAAGUCAGUGGAAGUCAGUCCAUACGUUGUACAAACCCCCAAAAAAUUCUCAUACUAACUCCUGUAAAAAUAAUUGGCCUGAAGCCUGGUUUCCAUAUAAUUGUAACUGCCGAUGCAUCUGCGAUGGUUUUGUUCUGAUACCUGCGAUGCAUCGGCGAGUGUUUCCAUUUGCAAAGGCAAUUGGUAACUAGGCGCAACUAUUUGGCAUGGAACGGAAUUUCACGGACUUUUUUGAACUGCUGGCAACAUUGGAAAAUGGUGGCAUUAAAUCGGAGAUUGAUUCUAAAGGUGCAUGCUUCUUGGUUACAUGAGGCUCAGACGUUUGAGAAACAAAACGAUAUCCCUCUGGCCCCACAGCAAAAACGCCCCAGAUUACACCCUUUUUUAUAAUAAGAACCAUCAAAUUUUUUGCAGAUGCUCAGAUUGUUCUCAUUUUUCUAUUGUUCUAAACAAUAGAGCCAUUUUCUCUCUAUUAUUUUCUAGUUUGAAACCCAGGCUUGUGUUCUAAUAACCAUGUUCUUAUAAAAGAAAAAUAGUGUAAUUGAUUAUUAUAAAUUAUUAAUAUAUUUCCUUUUUAAAUUUAAAAUCAAUAAUUAUAGUUAUAAAUAUUUUUAAAAAUUAUCUACUGGGGAUAUUUAAAUGUAAUAUUAUUUCAUUGAAUCGGCAGAUAUUUGCGAAUGUCACCAGAAAGACUAGAGCACCUCCUGACAUUGGUUGGACCCCACUUGGCAAAAAAUAAAUGCAGAAGCGGCAUGCCAUUAUCCCCAGUGGAGCGUCUAAUCAUCACAUUGAGGUAUCUUGCUACAGGUGACUCACAACAGUAACAGUCCUUCAAUUUUCAUGUGGGUAGAGUAACUGUUUGCCAUAUAAUAAAAACAAACUUGCAGUGUCCUGUAGCAAGAAAAUGGCGUGCGCUUUUGCAAUGACAAAUGAUGGCUGUUGAAAAGAGCUUUGAUUGGACAAAUGGUAACACGUGCAAUAAAAUAUAAAAGGACAUCGCUGACACAUCACAGAUUAGUGUUUCCAUACAAAAUUUGUGGAUUGCAGACGUCCGGAGAGCAUCGUAACUGCCAGGAAAGUAGAACAUCGUGCUGCAUGCUGCAUAGAUGCUGCUGAGUGGCCAUGCUGCUGAAUGGCUUUACAUGGCUUUACAUGGCCACUCAGCAGCAUCUAUGCAGCAUGCAGCACCAGUUGCGAGCUGUAUGGCUAAAGUUCUACCGCGCACCGUUGCUUCCUGUUUUUGUGCUUACUCUUUCUAUCAUUUGUGAGCGAGCCUUCCCAUGAUCCAAGAGGCAAAAAGCUACUUGACUAUCAUUGAAAAAAAUUAAACUUAACUUUCAGUUUCCCUUGGGGCGGUCGGAUUGGAGAACGGGAUAAACUGAGAAGAUGAGAGGAUGGAAGAUGUUCUAUGACUGCAUUCUGUCACUGACUGAUGAUAUGAUUCUUAGAAAGCCGAAACGUUGCAUAUAGACACUUGUUCAUCACUUGAGUGGCAAACUCUAAGAGUUUAUAAUUGAAGGGAAGCUUCAUCAUAAUUGGUCCAAUGAAAAGAGAUGAAUGAUGGUUUUUCAAUUACUUGAAUUGAAUGCUUUUAUGUUUGUUCAUUCCAACAAAUCACUUUGCUCUCCAUUGAAGGCAUUCACAUCACGACUGGCCUGUGAUGUAAAUAUUGGGUAUCGAUCAAUCCCUGAAAGCGCAGAUUCUUGGAGCUUCUGUCAGGAAAAUCAAUAUUUUGAAUUUUUGUUGCAGCGAUGUUACUAAACUUAAUUCUUAAUUACUAAAACUUAAUUCCGACGGUGUUAUGAAACGGAACUUCGAAUAUUUACCGUCCUUAUUAGGUUUUUAUUUCAAGGUAUUUACUGUCCAUUAUUUCAAGGUAUUUAUGAACCUUUCAACUUUAAAACUUUCACAUAUAGUAAUGUUUUACCUCGUUUCUUAUCCUUAUAACCAGUUGAUGAUGUAUUAUAACCGUUUUCUUUUGAUUUCUCAGUUUUAGCUAUUACCUCGUAGUCUAUUAAAGAUGGCCUACUCAAAAAUUGCAGCCAGUGAUGCAAAAAGCCAAUCCCAAAAAGCCAUAGUAGUGGUUUUUUCGUGCUGAUGUAGAUAGAUUCCAAAACUGCUAGGUGGAAUGACGAUCGGGCUUUACCAAUGAUUUGAAACAUCUCGCCAUUAAUAGUUUUUUGCGCAAUCUGGGUUUUCUAGUUGAUGCUGCCUGAUAGCAGAAUCGCGGGUUUCAGUUGUAAUUCUAGAUUUGCAAGACCGAGGUGGCUGUUCUCUUUGGGGAUGGGUUUUGUUUCUAAUAUUAGACGGAAUGUUUGCUAAAUGUUACUAAAUGUUUUACUUUAGUUUACUAAAUUUUUGCUUUUUUUCAAAGCCAUAUUUUAUUCUGUGUUAUAUUUGAUUAAUUGGAUAUUUUUGCCAAAACUAGAUGACCCAUACUUAAAUUAGCAGUAUUUUAAAAUGAACUCUCCUGUCAAAUUGGCAUGUCAUCAACCCAAUGGAGAUUUAAACAUUUUUCUUUCCUCUGUAAUAAUAGCUGGAUUGUCUGUAAAAUAAUUUCCUUAUAUCAAUAUUUAGAAUAACCUUAUCUAUGUACGCUUGUAUAUAUGUACUGUUAUUGAAAACUUGUCAGUUUUUUGUACAGCUUUUUGUUUUAAUCUACUUUGAUUUAUGUUUGUCUGCUGUUGUUCUAGAAUUUCAUAACAUUCAUUUUUAGUAAUUUUCGAAAUUGAAAUUUGUGCAAAGUUUAGAGUACUAACAAAGUGCACCUUGAUCAGAAAAAUUAAUAAUGUCGAAUGAAACAUGUUUUCAAUGUCUUUUAUCUCUGAUGGCCAGUUUUUAUCCUCUUCCAAUAGGCAUAAAAUGGUUUGGAACAAAGAACAUGAUAUUUUGUUGUGUCGGGAGAUACUUGUAACACAUCCAUACCAAUUUAAACAUGGAUCAAGGAAAAGGGGGCAGUGUUGGGGAAAAAUAGCCAAUGCUUUGAAUUUAGUUGAAAGGCCAAAGUUUUUGGUAGACCAGAGGUCUGUGAGAGAUCAAUUUACUAAAUUGGAGAGAGAUUUUAAAAGGAAAAUAGCAAUGGAAGCGAGAUCAAAUGGGAUACCUCCAGACGAGCCUUCAGAGCUAGAUCGAGCUUUGGAUGAGAUAGUUGAACAGUCACCUGUAGCUGAUGAAAGGAUUUUGCAGGGGGUGGAAAAAGAAAAGGUCACUGCGGGAAACGUUAGAAGAAGAGCAAUGGAAAACCUUUCAGAGACAAGAGACAGGGAGGAGUUGGAAGGCAGCAUGAAGAGAAAAAGAACUAAUAAUGGAACAGUGGAUUAUUUAGAAGAAAAAUCAGUAGCACAGAAGGAGAUAAAAAUGGAGAAACUGGAAUUGAAGAAGAGGAAACUUGAGUUACAAGAAAAAGGGCAAAAAGAAGCAGUGGCUUUUAAGCGAAAAUAACUGGAACUCAGAGAGAA
Molecule: messenger RNA, 5197 nt
Organism: Rhopilema esculentum
Lineage: Eukaryota; Metazoa; Cnidaria; Scyphozoa; Rhizostomeae; Rhizostomatidae
Source: RefSeq, a predicted model, not a curated record